AUGGACGGUAACCCACUACUGUCUCUAUCGCCCGUGGCCGGGGCUGCAAGCACAUUCUCGCUGCUGCCGACGGACUUGCGCCGCCUAUUGGCGCGGCCGGACCGCUCCAUUCCUCCUCCGCGUUCCAUAUCCUCCUCCUCUUCUGCUUCCUCGCCUGGUACCAUUGCCAGCGCAGUGGCAGCCUCGGACUUUGAAGAGAGCGAAAGUCUUGACUUUCAAGCCCAACUGGAGCGACUAGGAGGCAUUUUUGGACUCGCGAGGUCGCUGCAUGUUGAUCUGGAACAAGGUCUGGAUACCAGCGACCGUAACAGAGAUUUAGCUCGUCGUGCUGAAUGGUUUGGCGUUAAUUACGUGGCGCCGCCCCCAGCGCGUGGUCUGCUUCGGCUCAUGGCCGAGGCAGCAUUUAUGGAUACCAUUAACCUCAUCCUGGUAGUGGACGGUAUUGUGGCUAUUGCUCUCGGUAUGGCCAGGGAACCCCAGUACGGACUGGAUGGAAGGGCACGUGCGUGCUGGUCGCCGUGUUGGCCAUCACUGCAGUGGGAGAUUUCCAGAAGGAGCGACAGUUCCGGGCCUUGA
Phytophthora nicotianae INRA-310 is the source of this 576-nucleotide messenger RNA. RefSeq lists its product as hypothetical. NCBI's taxonomy places the organism in Eukaryota, Oomycota, Peronosporomycetes, Peronosporales, Peronosporaceae. Bases 1 to 576 code for a protein of 191 amino acids. The transcript has a single exon. The record is from RefSeq and is a predicted model, not a curated record.